This is a messenger RNA of Serinus canaria (Common canary), 4564 nucleotides long. It is a transcript of the gene SGSM2, whose product is annotated as small G protein signaling modulator 2. Bases 80 to 3220 code for a protein of 1046 amino acids. Lineage: Eukaryota; Metazoa; Chordata; Aves; Passeriformes; Fringillidae. The transcript has 24 exons. Gene Ontology annotation, molecular function: GTPase activator activity. The record is from RefSeq and is a predicted model, not a curated record.
CCCGCCCGCUGACGUCACGCCGCGGUGAAGAUGGCGGCGGGCCCGGGUCGGGAGCUGUGAGCGCCCCGGGCCCGCCAACAUGAGCUGCUCGGCGGACGCCGUGAAGGACAAGCUGCUGUGGAACGUGAAGAAGGAGGUGAAGCAGAUCAUGGAAGAAGCUGUCACCCGGAAAUUUGUACAUGAAGACAGCAGUCACAUCAUCGCCUUAUGUGGUGUGGUGGAGGCGUGUCUCCUGCACAUGCUGAAGCGCCGCGCUGCCGGCUUCCUGCGCACCGACAAGGUGGCCGCGCUCUUCACCAAGGUGGGCAAGACCUGUGCCAUAGCUGGAGACGUGUGCAGGAAGGUGCAGGAGCUGCAGCAGCAGGUGGAGAGCAGGAAAAAUCAGCCAAACGGGCAGGAACCCCUCAAAAGGCAGGGAUCAACCACAAGCAAAACACCUGUCCUGACACCUCAGGCCAUCAAGCACAUCUGGGUUCGGACAGCCUUGAUUGAGAAGGUGCUGGACAAGAUUGUGCAGUACAUUGUUGAUAACUGCAGUAAAUACUAUGAAAAGGAAGCUUUACUGGCAGAUCCUGUUUGUGGCCCAAUACUGGCUUCUCUGCUAGUUGGACCGUGUGCUCUGGAGUACACCAAGCUAAAGACAGCUGACCACUACUGGACAGACCCCUCGGCCGACGAGCUGGUGCAGCGGCACCGGAUCCACGGCGCGCACGGCCGCCAGGACUCGCCCUCCAAGCGCCCGGCCCUGGGAAUCCGCAAGCGCCACUCCAGCGGCAGCGCGUCGGAGGAUCGCUUUGCCGCCUCGGCGCGGGAGUACGUGGAGUCCCUGCACCAGAACUCCCGGACACACCUUCUCUACGGCAAGAACAACGUCCUGGUGCAGCCGAAAGAUGACUUGGAGGCAAUUCCUGGGUAUCUGUCUCUUCAUCAAUCAGCAGAUAAUUUGACAUUAAAAUGGACUCCAAACCAGCUGAUGAAUGGAACCCUUGGAGAUUCAGAACUGGAGAAAAGUGUUUACUGGGACUACGCAUUGAUUGUGCCACUGAGCCAGAUCGUCUGCAUCCACUGCCACCAGCAACCAGAAAGCAGAUGGACCUUGGUGCUGGUGAGUCAGGACGGGACGCAGAGGCCUCCGCUGCACUUCCCCCAAGGGGGGCACCUCCUCGCCUUCCUGUCCUGCCUGGAAAACGGGCUCCUGCCCCGUGGCCAGCUGGAGCCCCCGCUGUGGUCCCAGCAGGGCAAGGGCAAGGUGUUUCCAAAGCUUCGGAAACGGAACAGCAACAAAUCAGUGGAUCUGGAGGAGAUGCCAGCUGAGGACACAUCCACAGACUAUGUCUUCAGAAUUAUUUAUCCUGGACACAAGCAUGAUAACACAGUAACUAUUAACUACCACCACUUAGCUGCCAGCCGCUCUACCUCUGUUGACGAUGAUGAGGAGGAGGAAGAUAAGCUACACGCAAUGCUAUCAAUGAUCUGCUCUCGGAACCUCACAGCUCCUAAUAGGAUGAAAGACACCAGUGAGAUGAUAGAGAUGCAAGGCUUUGGGGCAAACCUGCUGUCGUGGCAGCUGGAGCACUGCAGCCAGGGCUCCUCCUGUAUCUCCUGUUCCAUGGGCAGCUCUCCCUACGACAUUCCCAGCUGCUGUACCUGCAUCCACGACAGAACUCCCCUAAAGAUGUUGUGUGAAAGCAUGAAGAGGCAGAUCAUUUCCAGAGCCUUUUACGGAUGGCUGGCGCACUGCCGGCACCUGUCCACGGUGCGCACGCACCUCUCGGCGCUGGUCAACCACAGCAUCGUGCCCCCCGACAGACCCGCCUGCGCCGCCGCCGGCCUCACCAAGGAGCUCUGGAGCAAGUACCAGAAGGACAGGAAGAACUACAAGGAACUGGAAUUACUAAGAAGAGUCUACUAUGGUGGGGUCCAGCACGAGAUUCGGAAGGAAGUGUGGCCAUUCUUGUUAGGUCACUACAAAUUUGGCAUGGCCAAGAAGGAGAUGGACCAGGUGGACGCAGACAUUGCUCUGAGGUACCAGAAGGUGAUGGCUGAGUGGAAGGCCUGCGAGGUCAUAGUGAAGCAGCGAGAGAAGGAGUCACACUCAGCCACGCUGGCCAAGUUUUCAUCGGGCAGCAGCAUUGACAGCCACGUCCAGCGGCUCAUCCACAGGGACUCCACCAUCAGCAAUGAUGUGUUUGUAUCUGUGGAUGACACGGACUCGGUGGAGCAGGACCCCAAGGGGCAGGAGGACCCCGCGCUGACGGCGCCGGCCCCCGCGGCCGCCGAGUUCGACUCGCCCGACUCGGGGCUGCCCUCCUCCAGGAACUACUCGGUGGCCUCGGGCAUCCUGUCCAGCAUUGACGACGGGCAGAGCGGCUCCUUCGAGGACGGGGCCGAGGAGGAAGGCAGCGCUGAGGGGGGAAGGAGUGGGCAGAGAGCCCAGCCGGGGCUGCUGCAGCCGCAGGACUCCGUCCCCGAGGAGCAGCUGGGCUCCCAGCUGGGCUCCCAGGAUUACCUGCUGGAUGUCGCCUCGGUCUGCGCUGCGUCCUACACAAUAGAGUUAUUGGACACUGUUGCCUUAAAUUUGCACAGAAUUGAUAAAGAUGUCCAGAGAUGUGACCGGAAUUACUGGUAUUUUACUGCUGAGAACCUGGAGAAGCUCCGAAAUGUCAUGUGCAGCUAUGUCUGGGAGCACCUAGAAGUUGGUUAUGUCCAAGGCAUGUGUGACCUCCUGGCUCCUUUGAUGGUUAUUCUUGACAAUGAUCAGCUGGCUUACAGCUGCUUCAGCCACCUGAUGAAGAGGAUGAGCCAGAACUUCCCCAACGGAGGUGCUAUGGACACACACUUUGCCAACAUGCGGUCCCUCAUCCAGAUUCUGGACUCAGAACUUUUUGAAUUGAUGCACCAGAAUGGAGAUUACACUCAUUUUUACUUCUGCUAUCGCUGGUUCCUGCUUGACUUUAAAAGAGAAUUGUUGUACGAGGAUGUAUUUACAGUGUGGGAAGUUAUUUGGGCAGCAAAGCACAUCUCUUCAGAACAUUUUGUCCUUUUCAUUGCCUUAGCACUUGUGGAAGUUUAUCGAGAGAUUAUCCGUGAUAACAACAUGGACUUCACUGAUAUCAUCAAGUUUUUUAAUGAAAUGGCUGAGCACCACGAUGCUGCAGAGAUCCUGAGGAUAGCCAGAGACCUUGUCUACAAAGUGCAGACCCUGAUUGAGAACAAGUGACCACGGACAGGCUGUGCCUGGGGCCUCGCUGUGAGCCACUGGAUGGAGCAUUCCUUGCACUGCAAUUCCAAAUGGUGUUUUAAUUGCAUCUUCCAUGUAAUGUAAUAAAUAGUGAGGAGACAGUAACAGACUUUUAAAUCCCGAACUUUCCCUUCACCAGAUGAGGUUGGUGUUUGAUAGUCCUUGUUACACUGACUUUGUAUUUCUAGACAAAAUCUUUUUGCAUUCUCUAUUUCCCUCUCUAGAAGACAUCUGCCUACAUCUUUGUGAUGUUGAAAGGGGGGAUUUGACAAACUGCAACAUUUCUAUUUUGACUUACUGCACCUGUAAAGCCUGGAUGCACCUUGUGUGCUCUGCCAGAAGCUGCCGUGGAGGCAAGGCUGAGCCCGCUGCUGGAGGCACUGGACUGGGUCCUUGGAGGAGCACGGUCCUGGCCUCGCUGUCUUUGCCUUGAACAUGGAAGAGAAUGUGUCUGAGCUCAUGCUGCUGAAACAUUCGGGUUUGUAUUUAGCAGUGAUUAAAGCUGAUAAGGUUUCUGGCUGGGAGAAUGGCCUUAACCUAAAUGCCACAGUUCAUGGGAGCAGUGAUGAGCUCAAACACCAGUUUGGCCUUGGCUGACUGGCUCUCACUGCUCCCUCUUCAUGGCCCACACAGACCCGCCUUGGUUUUGCUUUACAAACUGACCCUGUGGCCACUCCCUGUGCUGCUCAGGUGAGCAGGUUCAGCCCACAGACAGGACCCUGCUCAGGUGGCAGCUCCUGUCCCUGGGCUCUGCAGGGCCAUGGAUUCCCAUCCCAUGGGAGCAGAUGGCAGUGCCCAGCCUCCCCCAGUGCACACUCCUCCUCCUCCCUGCCCUGCAGAGCUGUCAGGGGUCCCGCAGACACAGACCAGGCUCUGGUCUCACCAGCCCCUGCCAGGUGAAGGAGCUGGAAUUCCUGGGGGGCUCUGAGCUGCUGCUGCAGCCCCUGCUCGGCUGUGGAGCCCUCGGUGUGCCCCAGCCCCCCUGCCCAGCCCUGUGUGUCUCUCUGUUCACUUGAAAACUGGAAAAGUAUUUUUUAAAAGAAUGAGAAGAGUGAGUAAAACCUCCAACUCCCAGAGCCCAGGGAGUGAUGGAUGUACAGAUAAUACUGCACUAUUUUCCUUUGGUAUGUUGGGAAUGUUCUGUACAGCUGUUUCACACAAACCCAAUCUGUGAACUUUGCUGUAUUUGUUAGAACAUUCUGUCUGAUUGGAUUUUAUCAAUGUUGUGUAUUAUUUAUUUUUGUUGAGAGCAGACUAUUCUCUUUAUUGCUCAAUUAUUUAUGUUUAAAUGUAACUUAUGAAUAAAUACUUAUCAUCGAGGCA